UUUAAGGUCCCUCCCAACCCAACUCCUUCCCUGAUGCCAUGAUUGGACCCAGUAACUCUGUGUCCACCUGCCUCAGCCUCUGCUCCUUCCCCAAGUCCUUCUCCCUCAUCUCCUGGAGUUCUGGAGCAGGAAAUUCUUCCCACCCCUCCCACACACUCCAAUUUAAUGUCUGCUCUGAAACAUGAUUUCCCCUCAGAGUUUUGACAGGAAUCUCCUUCCAGAGGAGAGGUUUUCCCCUCGUGACCUCAUCAGGAAAGUCAGGGAGAGGAAGGAGGAGCUGGGGCUGAUCAUCGACCUCACCUACACCAGGCGCUACUAUGGGCCAGAGGAGCUCCCAGCCACACUCUGCUACUCGAAGAUCCUGACCAUGGGACACGAAAUCCCAAACAAACAGACCAUUUUCCAGUUCAAAUGUGUGGUAAAGAAGUUUCUGAAUGACAACAAAGAUACAGACAAACUCAUCGGGGUUCACUGCACCCAUGGCUUGAACAGGACUGGAUACCUGGUGUGCAGGUACCUGAUUGAUGUUGAAGGCAUGGAGCCAAACGCUGCCAUAGAGUUGUUCAACAAAUCCCGAGGGCAUCCCAUAGAGAGAACCAACUACAUCCAGGAUCUCAGGAACAGAGCUGGGAAAAAGAAGUGUGGACUGAAGAGUUUGGGCUCAGGCCCCUUCAGAGAAAAAAGCAGCGCCCCAGCAAACCCCAGAAAGCAGAUGGUCAAAGCCCACCCUCCUCGCUCGGCCCAGCCCCCCCUGGCAGUGCCCAGGUAGGUGUUUGUCCCUGCCCUCUGUGCCCUGAGCUGAGCAGGCACAGCCAACAGCUGCUCCCUCAGGUUUAAACACCCUGAACUGGACUUUUCCCGAGCCCCACCCAUUGCCUUCCCAGCUCUGAGGGGGGAAAAAACCUCUCUGAAAUUGUUGUAUCAGUGGUGAGGUUCUUGUGCCUGCAAAGCUCUGCCUCUGAGUGGCAUUCCUGUGCCUGUGGAUGUGGAAUGACAUCACUGCCAGGGUUCUCAGUGGGGCUGGAAUGUUCUCCUGCUGAGGCAUUUAAAGGAUUUUUGGAUCAGCAAGUGAGGCAGCUCCUCCCUGAGAGUGAAGUGGGGCCUCCCCCUGUUCCUGGGCUCAGCAGGGAAGGAGCUUCCCCUUGUCCUGGGGGGCAAAUCCCAGCUGGGAGAGGUGUCCUCCCACCUCCCACCUGUGUGGGAGCUCCAGACCCACUGCAGGGACAUGUGUGGAGCCAGGGGGCCUCCGAGGGGCUUGUCCAGCCCCACCCUGAGGGGCAUGAAAAAUGAUCCCUGCUGAAAACUUCACUUGCUGUGGGAAAUCAAGAGGGUUUUUUCCAUUUCUCCCCCAAUUUUCACCCCAUUUCUUCCUGUUUUUCCUGUUUCCUCCC
This is a messenger RNA of Lepidothrix coronata (blue-crowned manakin), 1391 nucleotides long. It is a transcript of the gene DUSP11, whose product is annotated as dual specificity phosphatase 11. The transcript has 6 exons. Bases 182 to 769 code for a protein of 195 amino acids. The record is from RefSeq and is a predicted model, not a curated record. Gene Ontology annotation, biological process: protein dephosphorylation. NCBI's taxonomy places the organism in Eukaryota, Metazoa, Chordata, Aves, Passeriformes, Pipridae. Gene Ontology annotation, molecular function: polynucleotide 5'-phosphatase activity; protein tyrosine/serine/threonine phosphatase activity.